GAUUCGAGGUCAGUUAUUAAGGCUCAUGCGCGGACCGCUCCUCCUGACCCACUCCAAGAUGGCGGCGAGCGGUAGCGGCAGCAGCAGCAGCGCGGCGGGCAGCAAGUCCAGCAGCAGCGGCGGGGGGAAACAGUCCGGUCCGUCCGCAGAGCAGGUGGUGGCCGGCUUCCAGCGGCUGCGCCAGGAGCAGCGCAGCAUGGCGACCAAAGUGGCCGAACUGGAGAUGGAGAUCAACGAGCACAGCCUGGUGAUCGACACCUUGAAGGAAGUGGACCCUUCGCGGAGGUGCUACCGGCUCGUCGGGGGGGUUCUCGUGGAGCGAACCGUCAAGGAGGUGGUGCCAGCGCUGGAGAGCAAUAAAGAACAGAUCUCCAAAGUAGUGGAGACCCUGAAGACACAGAUGCAGACAAAAGGACGGGAACUGAACGAGUACAGGGAACGCUACAACAUUCGGAUAGUGGGCGAGGAAGACGGGCCCGGAAAAGGGCCUUCGGCCUCCAGCCAAGAGAGCGACGCCGGCGGCUCCAAGGGCGGGGCGGGAGUCCUCGUGUCUUAGAAGGAUGUGCGCCUGCUGAACGUCAUUAAAUGAAUGUUCCGUCAA
Molecule: messenger RNA, 601 nt
Organism: Scleropages formosus (Asian bonytongue)
Lineage: Eukaryota; Metazoa; Chordata; Actinopteri; Osteoglossiformes; Osteoglossidae
Gene: pfdn2
Product: prefoldin subunit 2
Exons: 4
Coding region: 26-556 (176 amino acids)
Biological process (GO): protein folding
Cellular component (GO): prefoldin complex
Source: RefSeq, a predicted model, not a curated record